AUGGAGUCGGAGAAAAUCAUUGGGAAGAAAAAGUUGCCUUCUAUUCCAUCAAAUUUUGUAACGCUCCUUCAACUGCAAGAACGAUGGAAUAAAGAGAGAGAACAAAAACAGAAGGGAAAGGAAGAGGAAGAGGAAGAGGAAGCAGAGCUUCAACAGCGAGAGGAAAGGGAAACAAUUGUUGAAGAGCGAGUUGAUGACGAAGUUCCUGGAAGAGCAGGCCGUAAAAAAGGGCGUUUUCCUCGAUUAAAUCAGGAUCAUGGGAAGCGUGUUGCGGAAGGGAAACCCAGUGAUGAGAUAAUCGCCGCGGCUAAGGAUUCCUACACUGAGAAGAAAGGCGAGGAAUUGAAGAAAAAGAAGAAGAAAAAGAGCUGGCGAAACAAGAAAAGGAACGGGAUAGGAGAGAAAGCUAGGACAGCUAACGAAGGGGAGGAAGAGAAGGGACGUGCUGGUAACGCGCUGCUGCCUACGAGUGCGGAGAUUAACGAAAGGGAGGAGGAACUGCUCGGAGAUGAAGCUCACGCUUCGAAGCUGGCGAGUGCUGAGAAAGAAAAUGUUUACACGAGAAAGCAGCCACGACCUAGUAUCAUUCCAAGAACCCAUGGCCCUAAGGCGGAGAUUGGACGGAAGUUUCAGGCAAUGUCGACGGACGGCGAGGUUACAACAGGGGUCCACGCGCCGAAGCUGGUGAGUGUUGAGGAAGAGAACGUUGAGGCAAGAAUGGAAUCACAACCGAUUUUCAUUCUGAAAAACCCUGGCCGUACGGAGGAGAUUGGACGGAAAUUUCAGGCGAUGUCAAUGAACGGUGAGACCAGAACAAGGUAUGAUCGUAAAUACGGAAGGCAAAACGUUGAUUUCAACCACCGUCGGGCAAUCUGGGGCUGA
Messenger RNA from Hibiscus syriacus, 882 nucleotides. RefSeq names its product cilia- and flagella-associated protein 251-like. The record is from RefSeq and is a predicted model, not a curated record. Bases 1 to 882 code for a protein of 293 amino acids. Lineage: Eukaryota; Viridiplantae; Streptophyta; Magnoliopsida; Malvales; Malvaceae. The transcript has a single exon.